AUGAGGCCGAACAGGUCUCCAGAGGAGAGCACUGAGGGAGAUGCUGGGAGAACAGAGUGGAAGCCCAUGGCCAAAGAUGCUUUCAAAGACAUCUCUGUAUACUUCUCCAAGGAAGAAUGGGAAGAGAUGGGAGAAUGGGAAAAAAUUCGAUAUAGGAAUGUGAAAAGGAACUAUGAAGCGCUGAUUGCUAUAGGUUUCAGAGCCACUCGACCAGCUUUCAUGCAUCACCGCAGGCAGGUCAUCAAACUCCAGGUAGAUGACACUGAGGAUUCUGAUGAAGAAUGGACACCAAGGCAGCAAGGUAAACCUUCUUCGAUGGCCUUCAGAGUGGAGCACAAUAAACACCAGAAGGCAAUGUCCAGGGCACCAUUAAAUAAGGAAUCUAGUUUGAAGGAAUUGCCAGGAGCAGCAAAAUUGCUGAAGACAAGUGGCUCCAAGCAGGCUCAGAAACCGGUGUCCCCUCCCAGAAAAGCAAGGAUCCCUGGACAGCACCCCAGACAAAAAGUCGAACGCAAAAGAACGGAGACUAGAGUGAAGAGGUACAGUCUACGAGAAAGAAAGGGCCAUGUGUACCAAGAGGUCAGCGAGCCCCAGGAUGACGACUACCUCUAUUGUGAGGAGUGUCAGAACUUCUUCAUCGACAGCUGUGCUGCCCACGGGCCCCCAACCUUCGUAAAGGACUGUGCAGUGGAAAAGGGGCAUGCCAACCGCUCAGCCCUCACUCUGCCCCCUGGGUUAAGUAUCAGACUGUCAGGCAUCCCUGAGGCUGGGCUUGGAGUGUGGAAUGAGGCGUCUGAUCUGCCGCUGGGCCUGCACUUUGGCCCCUAUGAGGGCCAGAUCACAGACGAUGAAGAGGCCGCCAACAGUGGAUACUCCUGGCUGAUCACCAAAGGGAGAAACUGCUACCAGUAUGUGGAUGGAAAGGACACGUCCUUGGCCAACUGGAUGAGGUAUGUGAACUGUGCCCGGGACGACGAGGAGCAGAACCUGGUGGCCUUGCAGUAUCAAGGGCAGAUCUUCUACCGAACCUGCCAGGUGGUCAGGCCGGGCUGUGAGCUGCUGGUCUGGUACGGGGACGAGUAUGGCCGGGACCUCGGCAUCAAGUGGGACAGCAGCGAGAAGAGCGAGCUCGCGGCCGGGAGAGGGCUCCAUGCACCGAAACAGACAGACCCACUGCCCCGAGGCAGCAUGGGCUUCACACCAGACGGGGGCUGGUGCUCUGAGAAGAACCAGUGCAGGGAAAGCACCUCCAAUCAGCGUGAGCAGAGGAACCGAAGCCCGAGAUCCACCCAUGUGCCUUCUGCUCUCUGGCCUUCUCCAGUCAGAAAUUCCUCAGCCAACACGUCCAACGCAGUCACCCCUCUCAGACCGUCCUGAGACCAUCUGCAAGAGACCACCUCCAACCAGAGGAUCCCUGCCCAGGCAAUCAAAAUCAGCAGCAGCGAUAUUCCGAUCCACACAGCCCAAGAGUGCAGCAGUCGCGGGGAUGGACAGCCAGCUGCCUCCGCCUCACGCUCCACCCUGACUGCAGCGGCCCCACGGCUGUACCAGCCCCUCCUGCGCGCGGCUCUGCUUGGCUGCCAGGGCUCAGGGACCCUGGGGAAGGCCAGGAACCCGGUGGAGCGCCACCCAGCGUCCUGUGAGGACAGACCGGAAGUGGCCCAGCUGCAGCGUUCUGGGCUCCCAGCAGGAGGUGCUGCGCAGGUCACCCAGGCAGGACAGCCCUGCAGCGUCCGGGUCCGCGGGGAGAGCGGGUCCGUCCACCCUGCUGGUCAGUUAGAGAUGGAGUGCGCUCAGGGCACCGUGCUGCAUCCAGACGGAGAAUGUGGGCAGAUGCGGGGUAUAGACGCCAUCAGAGCAGAGCGCCUAUCUCCGGAGCCCGAGGAGGCUGGGGCCGAGGCUGGGAAGCCCUGUGUCCGAGAGACGGAGGAGAGUGUCCCGGCCCGCGUGGCCAGCCAUCCGCUCAUGGACCGGAGCGCCUGCGACCUCUUCACCGGCCCGCGGCCUCCCGGUCCCGCAGAGAGAGCGAGCCCACUGCGCCUGCGACCUCUUCACCGGCCCGCGGCCUCCCGGUCCCGCAGAGAGAGCGAGCCCACUGCGCCCCGACGGUGCAGCCUCUGCGCUGGGAGAGCGCUAGGAGGCCCCGGGGCUCCCCCCUCCGCCUCCUUUCUUCGGGUCCCCCCAGCUGCGGUGACAGCACACUGCGCAGAGGAUGGUUUCAAGAACAGAGAUGUGUCCCAGGAAUAA
Molecule: messenger RNA, 2247 nt
Organism: Budorcas taxicolor (takin)
Lineage: Eukaryota; Metazoa; Chordata; Mammalia; Artiodactyla; Bovidae
Product: histone-lysine N-methyltransferase PRDM7-like
Exons: 15
Biological process (GO): regulation of DNA-templated transcription; positive regulation of reciprocal meiotic recombination
Cellular component (GO): nucleus
Molecular function (GO): recombination hotspot binding; protein binding; histone H3K36 methyltransferase activity
Source: RefSeq, a predicted model, not a curated record